This is a messenger RNA of Cannabis sativa, 2353 nucleotides long. RefSeq names its product aspartate--tRNA ligase, chloroplastic/mitochondrial. Gene Ontology annotation, cellular component: cytoplasm. The transcript is spliced from 15 exons. Lineage: Eukaryota; Viridiplantae; Streptophyta; Magnoliopsida; Rosales; Cannabaceae. Gene Ontology annotation, molecular function: nucleic acid binding; aspartate-tRNA ligase activity; ATP binding. Bases 69 to 2132 code for a protein of 687 amino acids. The record is from RefSeq and is a predicted model, not a curated record. Gene Ontology annotation, biological process: aspartyl-tRNA aminoacylation.
CUCUUCCAAGCUCAUCUUCAGAGAAACCCAAAGCUUUUAAUUUUCUUCUUCUCUGAAAGUUAUCCGCCAUGUCCGUACUUCUCAAAGCGUACCCUCUCAUAUCGGUUAGCGUCAAACCUCGAUUCACUCUCUUAUUCCACACCAUUAUUCUCAGAUCCUUAAUUCCCAAAACAUUUUGUGGAAACAGAAGAACCUUUUGCUCUGUUUCCGCUUUCUCAACUCCUCCUAACGAUGCUCUUACCGAGACUCCAAAAUCUCCUUUGAUUCCAGUCAAGGAAACCCUCGAUUGGGUUAGUCGGACCGGACUUUGUGGUGAGCUUUCGGUGGACGACGUAGGCAAACGGGUCCGGUUAUGCGGGUGGGUCUCGCUUCGUCGUUUUCAUGCCAAGCAGACUUUCUUAAUCCUUAGAGACCAUACUGGUGUUGUACAGGUCACAACACCUAAGGAUGAUUUUCCUGAUGUGCAUUCUAUUAUUAAGGACUUGAGAAUUGAGUAUGUAAUUGCAGUAGAAGGUAUUGUUAGGCAUCGGCCAAGCGCUUCAAUCAACGAGAAAAUGAAAACUGGCUAUAUAGAAGUUGCAGCAGAGCAUGUUCAAUUACUAAACGAUGUAAAAUUGAAGCUGCCCUUUUCGAUUCAUACUACUGGGGAUGAGGCAAAAGAUUCUGUGAAGGAGGAAAUUCGGUUAAGAUAUCGGUGCCUUGAUCUGCGUCGCCAACAAAUGAAUUCCAACAUUUUACUGCGCCACAAUGUCAUGAAACUUAUUCGAAGAUACCUUGAAGAUGUGCAUGGCUUUGUGGAGAUUGAGACUCCAAUACUCUCUAGAUCUACUCCAGAAGGUGCACGAGAUUAUUUGGUUCCCUCAAGGGUUCAGCCAGGGACAUUUUAUGCUUUGCCUCAAAGCCCUCAACUAUUCAAGCAAAUGCUAAUGGUUUCUGGUUUUGAUAAAUACUAUCAAGUAGCCAAAUGCUUUCGCGAUGAAGAUCUGAGAGCAGAUAGACAACCCGAAUUCACACAACUUGAUAUGGAACUUGCUUUCACUCCUUUGGAAGAAAUGCUGAGGCUUAAUGAAGAUUUGAUAAGAAAGGUUUUUUUAGAGAUUAAAGGUGUUCAUCUACCGAAUCCCUUCCCUAGGCUUACAUAUGCUGAGGCCAUGACUAGAUAUGGUUCAGACAGGCCUGAUCUUAGAUUUGAUCUUGAACUGAAGGAUGUAUCUGAUAUAUUUUCAGAUACCCCAUUCAGACCUUUUUCACAUGCCUUGAAUAAAGGGGGGAUUAUCAAAGUUCUUUGUAUUCCCUCGGCUGCUAAAAAAUAUUCAAAUAAUGUUCUCCGGAAAGGUUAUAUUUACAAUGAAGCAAUUGCAUCUGGUGCCGAGAACUUUACUUUCUUGAAGGUGAAGGAUGAUGGAUCCAUGGAGGGAAAUCCUGCAUUAUUAUCUUGUAUGGAUCCAACAUGUAUAAAUCACUUCAUGAUGCGUUUGUCUACCAAACCACAUGAUCUUAUCCUAUUUGCAAUCGGUCAGCAGGCUUCUGUAAACAGAACUCUUGAUCGACUUAGGUUGUUCGUAGCACAUGACCUUGAUUUGAUUGACAGUUCCAAGCAUUCGAUUCUAUGGGUGACUGAUUUUCCAAUGUUUGAGUGGAAUGACUCGGAGCAAAGGCUUGAGGCUUUGCAUCAUCCCUUCACAGCCCCAAACCCCGAAGACAUGGAAGAUCUUUCAUCUGCUCGUGCUUUAGCUUAUGACAUGGUUUACAAUGGAGUAGAGAUUGGUGGAGGAAGUUUAAGAAUUUACAAACGGGAGGUUCAGCAAAAAGUUUUGGAAAUUAUUGGCAUAUCUGCUGAAGAGGCUGAAGCUAAAUUUGGCUAUCUUCUUGAAGCAUUGGACAUGGGUGCUCCUCCUCAUGGGGGCAUAGCUUAUGGAUUGGAUAGACUAGUGAUGUUGUUGGCUGGUGCUAAUUCCAUCAGGGAUGUUAUAGCCUUCCCAAAGACGACAACUGCUCAAUGUGCUCUCACUCGUGCACCUUCGGAGGUGGAUCCCCAGCAGCUUAGGGAUCUUUUGUUGGUUCCACAUUCUACGACAGAGGUGGAUCCAUUGGAUCCACCUUCUGUGGAGGUCGAUCCAUUGUCGGAGUAGGAGGUGGGUUCUUAGAGCUUAGAGGUCUUCUUCUUGAGCUGGUUUAUUUAUCUUGGUUCUUAGUUGAGUUUGACCACAUUGGAAUUUGAUGUUCCAUUUCAAGAUGAUUAUACCACAAUUCUUAUGCGGCUUGGAGUCUAGCAGCAGUGAAAUUUGAGUUAUUAUUUUGAUAUUAUACUCUAAACUUUUCAUUCACAAGAAAAUUUAACACUUUGUGUUUA